ACUGAAUUCUAAUGUUUUCUGUUUAGAACCCAAGUAGGAGAAGGAGGAAAUUUUGCAAAAACAGAAGGACAUCUUAAGAUAUCUGGAGAUCAAAGAGUUGUUGAACAUCCAGGACUGGCUGUUAUGCACACACUUUGGGUUAAUGAACAUAAUAGAAUUGCUCACUAUUUACGAAAACAACCGCCAAUUCAAGACUAUAUGACUGAGAAAAAAAUGGAUAUAAAAGCUAGAGAUGAAUUUUUAUUCCAAGAAACUAGAAGAAUUCUUGAAGCAGAAUUACAGCUGGUAGUGUACUCAGAGUUCUUACCAGUUGUUCUUGGUCCUGCUAUGAUGGAAGAAUUUGAUCUUUUUCUUAAUUCAACAGAUACAAAAUAUGAUGAUAAUCUAAACCCAAGCAUUAUCAACGAAUUUUCAACUGUGUCCUUCAGGUUUGGUCACUCUCUAGUUGGUACACAGUUUACUAUCACCGAACGUCGAAGAAAAACUAAAAAGAUGUUCUCGUUUGAUCUCAGUAAUGCUUUCUUUAAUAAUGAAUUGAUGAACUGUGUAAACACCACCUGUCAGGAUGAUGAUGAUUUAACGGGCAGUUGUACCAACCAAACAUGUACUUAUUGGGCAGAUAAUAUUCUUUUUGGACUUUUGAAUAUUCCAGCUCAAGCUGACGAUGCUUUUCUGAACAAUGAUCUAAUCAAUAACCUGUUCCUCUCUAAAGAACUCCGUUCACUUGAAAAAAAUGAGAAGGAGAAGGCAGAAUCUUCAGACCUUAGUUCCCGAAAUAUUCAGAGAGGCCGAGACCAUGGUCUACCGAGAUAUAAAGAAUUCAGGAAACAAAACAAAAUAUUUAAACUAAAAAACUUGGGAAGCUUUGGAUUUAAGCCUUGUUCUGUCUGCAUGAAAUCAGUGCCCAAAAAGCAAAGAGAAUUUUACUGUAGCCCGUAUCAUUUACCAGAUAGAGAUUGUGAGGCUUGCCUGAAGUUCUCAAAUUUCAAGAAGUUUAUCGAUGCCUUUAAGGAA
This is a messenger RNA of Eurytemora carolleeae, 1014 nucleotides long. RefSeq names its product chorion peroxidase. Gene Ontology annotation, biological process: response to oxidative stress. Gene Ontology annotation, molecular function: peroxidase activity; heme binding. The record is from RefSeq and is a predicted model, not a curated record. NCBI's taxonomy places the organism in Eukaryota, Metazoa, Arthropoda, Copepoda, Calanoida, Temoridae.